AUGCAGGUGAAUUUAAUACGACAAAUUCCUACAAACGAGAAAGAGCCUUUAAAUGCUAUAAAAUAUAACUCAACUGGUAAUUAUCUGCUGUGCGCCGGCAAUGAUCGUGUAGUCCGCCUAUUGAACUCAAAAACUGGUGCGUAUAUAAGAGAGUACAUGGCUCAUAGCUUCGAGGUUAUGGAUUUGGAUAUAGUCACCGAUAGUACUAGGUUCGCGAGUUGUGGAGGCGAUCGUUUUGUUCAUGUCUGGGAUGUUUCCACCGGAAAAGUAAUCAGGAAAUUUGGUAGUCACCUUGCUCGUGUUAAUACUGUGCGCUACAAUGAAGAUUCCUCAAUCUUAGCUAGUGGAUCCUUCGACUCAAAGGUGCGUCUAUGGGACUGCAGAUCAAACUCUAGUAUUCCGGUGCAAGUUUUGAAUGAGGCCAAAGACAGCGUUUCGACAAUUGAUAUUAAAGAAGACCAAAUAAUCGCAGGAUCUACUGACGGCAAUAUACGAACUUACGAUGUUCGUAACGGAAAAAUACUUACUGAUUCAUUUACAAAUCCAAUUACUUCAAUAUGGACGUCUAAAACAGGAGCUUUCGCUUUAGUUUCGGUUUUACACAAUUCUAACCACCUUUUGGAUUUAGAAACUGGUGGUAUCCUAAAAAGCUAUUCCGGAAAGAAAAAUACAAACUAUCGACUUCGAUCUUGCCUUGAUUAUAUGGAGCACUAUGUCAUUAGUGGAAGUGAAGAUGGGAAGAUUUUGAUAUGGGAUAUGGAAUCUGGUGAGCAAUUAACGUCCAUAUCAACUCCCAAUAUGUCUAUCGUUAGUGAUAUCGUAUCUCAUCCUUCUUCAGAUUCUUUCGCUGCAACCACCACUCAUGGUGAUGUCUUGGUUUACCAGUGUCUCAAGACGUAG
Messenger RNA from Schizosaccharomyces osmophilus, 900 nucleotides. RefSeq names its product WD repeat protein, MAPK organizer 1 (MORG1) family Wdr83-like (gene wdr83). Gene Ontology annotation, molecular function: protein binding. The record is from RefSeq and is a predicted model, not a curated record. Gene Ontology annotation, biological process: mRNA splicing, via spliceosome. The transcript has 4 exons. The coding region runs from base 1 to 900 and encodes 299 amino acids. Gene Ontology annotation, cellular component: catalytic step 2 spliceosome. NCBI's taxonomy places the organism in Eukaryota, Fungi, Ascomycota, Schizosaccharomycetes, Schizosaccharomycetales, Schizosaccharomycetaceae.